Molecule: messenger RNA, 1910 nt
Organism: Hippocampus zosterae (dwarf seahorse)
Lineage: Eukaryota; Metazoa; Chordata; Actinopteri; Syngnathiformes; Syngnathidae
Gene: kctd1
Product: potassium channel tetramerization domain containing 1
Exons: 5
Coding region: 617-1651 (344 amino acids)
Biological process (GO): negative regulation of DNA-templated transcription; protein homooligomerization
Cellular component (GO): nucleus
Molecular function (GO): transcription corepressor activity; transcription factor binding
Source: RefSeq, a predicted model, not a curated record
AGGAUUAACUAACUUGCUAGGAUUAACUAGUAAAACGCAAAAAUAAAUUGUGCCAAAAACUGAUGUGGAAUAUAUUUGUGUCAUUCUUUUUGACCAUCCCUAAUUUAUCAGCAUCCACGUUUCCAGUGCGUCUCUGAAUGUUCUGAACUCCCGCUUCGACUGCAAGCUUCUGUUGUUGUGGUUGUUCUACGCGGCUACGUUAGUGGAGCAUCAUCAUGAGGAGGGGCACAAGAAAAAAAAGAGGGUGCACGGGUCAGCCAUACAAGAAGAAGGUGGGUGGGUGCGGGGGGGUUCAGACCCGUGAUCGUAAAAUGGGAAGGGGUUAAAAAAAUCGAAGCGAGUGUAGAAACAGGAUUGGUUUGCCUGUGAAAAUGCGACACUCGUACCUGCCGCCGCUGAAAGAGCGACAGCCUCGAAGAGCCGCGGGCGUUGCGAUGCUAAUGUUGUCGGGGGCUUUGACUUCUCCCAGCCAUUGCGAGCGAGCUGCUCCGCCUGACAGCCACGCUCUCCCCGCGCGUCCUCCUCCUCGCAUUCGAGCGGACGGAAAAGACGCGAACGGACGAAAGAAGACAACCAAUCAAACCUCGCGACUGCAAACAAAACGGCAGAACAAAAAAUGGACGAGACGGAUAUCAUGGACCUGACGCAUCAGAAGGCGAGGAAGCGGCCGCGGCCAAUCACCUCCGCGGACGAGGCGGCGGCGCACGCUCCACUUAAACGAGCGCCGAUGCGGGCGGCCGAGUGUCGGGAGACGUCGCUUAUGUACGCCGUGCGCGGGGAGCCGCUGCCCGCCGCCUCGUUAAAGCAAAAUGACCACUCGGUGCCCUCCUCGCCCACCAGCGUCAUGCCGGCGCAGGACAAUCGCUCCAGCAUGUCCCGGCCCAUGAUCACACGUUCGCCGGUGUCUCCGUUGAGCAACCAGGGCAUCCCCACACCGGCACAGCUCACCAAGUCCAAUGCUCCGGUGCACAUCGACGUGGGCGGACACAUGUACACCAGCAGCCUGGCCACACUCACCAAAUUCCCUGAAUCCCGAAUCGGCCGCCUCUUUGAUGGCACUGAGCCCAUAGUGCUGGACAGCCUGAAGCAGCACUACUUCAUUGACAGGGACGGACACAUGUUCCGCUACAUCCUCAACUUCCUCAGGACGUCCAAGCUGCUCAUCCCAGACGACUUCAAAGACUACAGCCUGCUGUACGAGGAGGCCAGAUACUUCCAGCUGCAGCCCAUGCUGUCCGAGCUGGAGCACUGGCGCCAGGACCAGGAACUGGGUCGGGUGUCACGCCCCUGCGAGUGCGUGGUGGUGCGCGUGGCGCCCGACCUCGGCGAGAGGAUCACGCUGAGCGGCGACAAGGCGCUGAUCGAGGACGUCUUUCCCGAGAUCGGCGACGUCAUGUGCAACUCGGUCAACGCCGGCUGGAACCACGACUCCACACACGUCAUCCGUUUCCCGCUCAACGGGUACUGCCACCUCAACUCUGUGCAGGUUCUGGAGCGCCUGCAGCAGCGAGGGUUCGAGAUCGCCGGCUCCUGCGGCGGCGGCGUGGACUCGUCCCAGUUCAGCGAGUACGUUCUGCGGCGGGAACUGAGGAGGACGGCUCAGCGAGGAGGACCAAAUUCCAACAGGAUAAAGCAAGAGCAGCUAGACUAAAGACUCUGCUGGACUUUUCCAUGCAUUGGACUCCUCACAUUUUCUCCACUUGUGUUAUUUUGUUGAUGUUUUUGUUUUCUUAUAAAAUCAUCCAGAGAAUUAAAUAAAACAGAAAAAGAGAUGCAUCUGCUGUGGGAAGAUUUGCGACAUCUGAAUUAGAGAUUGCGAGGACAUUUGUGAUUGUCUCACCCCAUAAAACACGACUGAGAAAGAUUUAUAUAUGUUGUAUCCCUAAAUAAAGUUUGUUUUAAAACUUUAA